Molecule: messenger RNA, 2641 nt
Organism: Leucoraja erinaceus (little skate)
Lineage: Eukaryota; Metazoa; Chordata; Chondrichthyes; Rajiformes; Rajidae
Product: transmembrane protein 182-like
Exons: 5
Coding region: 607-1341 (244 amino acids)
Cellular component (GO): membrane
Source: RefSeq, a predicted model, not a curated record
AUAUGAAGCAAUCAUACCACAGUACAGUAUUGUGCUGCAUUGUGUAUGGCCUUGGACAUUCUCUUGCUGACAUUAUAAAGAUUCGCCACAGCUGCUAACGGCAACUCAUUGCUGAGAUGUGGGGAGCUUUUCAGUGACCAACGUUCUCUUGUUCUACGUCUGAGCUAAAAAAAUAAUUAAUUAGCAGAAAAAAAAUACUUGGACAGGUGGACAGUUUGUUUGCAUUUCUGCCCGAGGUCUUUACACUAGUUUCUGCAAGUUUAUAGUAAGCCAUAUACUUGCAAUUUUGUAAUAAUUUCUAAAUGCACUUCCUUACUGAAUGUAAAUCAUGUUUCCUCACAUGCAAGUGUUACAUAGCAGCUGGCAGCCCCUUCCCAGACCAGUGCUGACAACAUGCGUGUGGGAAUUGGUAUUAAAUCCCCCUCAUGGUUACAAGGUCGGUUAUUUUUGAAUCACCGCACCCGUGUGCAAAGAGGAGGGGAGCAGGAUCAGAUUCCUAAACAGGACGGAGACGGAGAAUGUAAGUGAAAGAGAGAUCUUUCUGGGCAACGUCUUGCGGGCAACCAGAUAGCGUUUAAUAAGUUAUCAUAACUCGAGUGGAUCACCAUGAAACUCAGCUUGGCUUUGUUCUUCGCCGGUGUGUUUGGGGCUCUCGGUGUCCUGCUCUUUCUUGUGGCUUUUGGCACGGAUUACUGGCUUCUCGCCACCGAAAGAUGUCCCUCUGUCGAAAAUAGAAUGGAUUCGUUCUCUGCAGAGAGGGGAGAUAUCAUUGUUUCCCCCCAUAAAGCUGGUGCCACUUACCACCAUGAGGGAUUUUUCUGGAGAUGCUGGUUUAAUGAAGCGGUGAUGGAUGACAACAUCUGGAAAUUCUGGUUCACUAACCAGCCUCCUUCAAAGUUCUGUAUGCACGCAUACCUUCUCCCAUUCCCUUUGACAACUGAAGCACAUAAUUCCACAGCCUAUGAGACUGCAAUCAUUUACAGAGGCUUUUGGUCUGUAUUCAUGAUGUUGGGCGUCGUAGCUGCCACUGUCGGAGGCUUCAUCAUCAUCUGUGCUGCUCCAUUUUCCAAUUAUAAUCUAUACAAAGCAGGUGGUGGACUAUUUCUGUCUGCUGGUAUGUUAUUCACGAUACUCGUCAUUAUGUAUGUCAUCUGGAUCGAAACUGUCAUUGAUAUUCCAGAAUACAUCCUGAAGCAGAGAACAAACGUCUGCUUUGAUUUUGAGCUGAGCAUUCAGUAUGGAUGGUCUUUCAUAAUUGCUCCCAUUGGGAUAUUUUUCUCCUUGCUGGCAGGCUUGUUGUUCCUUCUUGCUGGCCACACCAUUCAAAUUCAUUAUGAUUAAAAGACAAAUCCUAUGCAUUAAAAAUGAGAAAUCACUGCCUUUAAUGCGAAGAAAGUUUGCCAAAUGUACACAUUAGAAAUAAUUUUUUUUUAAUGCAACUUCGAACAUCAUUCUGGUGAUAUGAUCUUCAUAUUUGUAUACCAUGAACAAUCUUUAGACUUGUUUACAAUUUAGAAGCAGGUACAAACAUGAAAUUGCUGAAAAACUAAAUAUAAUCUCAAACCAACUAUUUUAAAGCCUUGCUGUGUUAGUUUGAAAAAAUAAUAAUCCCAUUCUAAAUAAUUGUUUAGUAUUGUUUUACUUGGCAAUUUAUAAUCAAUUGAUAGCUGUACAAUGAGGAAUUGAUUUUCUUUGAUUUCGCCAAAGGCAAAUAUUAAGAAACAUCUGAAUGCAAUAAUUACAAACGUCCAAAGAGGUAGAUAGAUAUCUCAGGGAUAUCUUUAGAUUGCUGAUAUUACUUUCAAUGCCUAUUGACACAAAAACGAUAGUGUUGAUUAUUACACUAAAACAAAUUAUUAAUUGGAGAAUGAUAUUUACCCGUUCAUGUAGAUUAAUGACAAAGGAAAUUCAUUUGUGAACAAGUCUAAAAGGUUCAAGGCAACUUGUUAGCAAAUGAAAUAGAGUGGGUUGUUUUGCAAAUUCUGAUAAUUUAAUAUUAUUAAAAUCAUUUGUGUGCAGUUGUCAUUCAUAACCCCAACCCAGAACUGGUGUCAAUGAGGUGCACCAAUUGUCAAUAAACCAGCAAGAGGACAAAUAAGUGAACAUCUUUAUUCAUUUAAUCAACGGCUAUAGGAUAGAAUGAAUGUGAGGUUGGAAAGCAAGUUCCUGUUCUCAGCCAAGAAAUAUCAAUUACAGGUCUUAUAUUGAAGUAAUUGUAACAAAUAAGUACUAUCUGUUCUUUUUAGUUAUUUGACAACUGUUCUUAUUGCAAUAAAUUACUGCCCCCUUAUUAGAAGCCCUGGCGAUAGAAGGAGCAAAGUAAAGACAUGUUUAUUUUCUAAAAGUGAAGAAUUUUGCAUGACUGUAAUGUGUGUUGUUAGUGCAUGAAAUCCAUUUAUCUUAUAUUCACGGAUAACACUUUAUAUGACCCUAUUCUAAUUGCUAUCAGUGAUGAUGGUGGUUCAGUCAAUUGGGCAUUUUAGAUUUUUCAUAAAGAUUGACUGAAUGAUCAGCACAAGAAAUGUCUCAAAUCCUCAUUAUAUUAUAACAAUUAAGAACAGGGUAUGCCAGAAACCUUAGGUGAAAUGUCCUGUAUCCAACAUCCCCUGCUUGGACCAUUUUAAUAAAUACCUACUCAAGG